Molecule: messenger RNA, 555 nt
Organism: Closterium sp. NIES-65
Lineage: Eukaryota; Viridiplantae; Streptophyta; Zygnematophyceae; Desmidiales; Closteriaceae
Source: the annotation of a GenBank genome assembly
AUGGUCGUGGACGUGUUCGUGGACGUGAACGUGGACGUGGACGUGGUCCUGGACGUGGACGUGGACGUGGUCGUGGACGUGGACAUGGACGUGGACUUGGACUUGGACGUGGACGUGGACGUGGUCGUGAACGUGGUCGUGGACGUGGUCGUGUACGUGGACGUGGUCGUGGACGUGGACGUGGACUUGGACGUGGACGUGGACUUGGACGUGGACUUGGACGUGGACGUGGUCGUCGACGCGGACGUGGUUGUGGACGCGGACGUGGACGGGGACGUGGACGUGGUCGUGGACGUGGUCGUGGACGUGGACGUGGUCGUGGACUUGGAAGUGGACGUGGACGUGGACGUGGACGUGGUCGUGGACGUGGACCAGGACAUGGACGUGGACCAGGACGUGGACGUGGUCGUGGACGUGGAAGUGGACGUGGACGUGGACGUGGUCGUCGACGUGGACGUGGUCGUGGACGUGGACGUGGACGUGGACGUGGACCUGGACGUGGACGUGGACGUGGACUUGGACGUGGACGUGGCAUGGUCGUGGACGUGGACGUAG